Messenger RNA from Chaetomium strumarium, 872 nucleotides. Its product is annotated as cytochrome c oxidase assembly protein PET191-domain-containing protein. Gene Ontology annotation, cellular component: mitochondrion. Bases 47 to 448 code for a protein of 133 amino acids. Gene Ontology annotation, biological process: mitochondrial respiratory chain complex IV assembly. NCBI's taxonomy places the organism in Eukaryota, Fungi, Ascomycota, Sordariomycetes, Sordariales, Chaetomiaceae. The transcript is spliced from 2 exons. The record is from RefSeq and is a predicted model, not a curated record.
CAAAGUCCGCAGCUUUUCAGCGCCGCAGCUCACUACUACAGCCGAGAUGCCGAGCUCAUGUAAAGAAUUACGAGCCGCGCUGGCGGAAUGCCUCCAACAAUCCGAGUGCGUGAUGGUCCAGCGGCACACGGCCGCUGAGUGCCUGCGCGAGCCGCUGGUCAACACCCUGCCGCUCAAGUGCCAGCAGCUCAAGAAAGGGUUCGGCGAGUGUCGCCGUGGCAUGCUCGAUAUGCGCAAACGGUUCAGGGGCAACCAGCCCGUCGCAUUCCGCCACCUCGAACAGGCCGAGAAGACGGGCGAGGGCUACCAGCUGUACGCGGGCAAGUCAGCGUUUGGCGGCGGGCGCGGCGAGACAGACGGCAACGAGAAGGAGCCGCAGGAUUGGAGAGAUAUGGAGAACGAGAAAUACAGAGCGGCUCUCGCGGCGGAGAAGGCGACGAAAUCAUGACGGUGACGACGUUGCCCUGCAAGACGAAGGGCUUCUGGACAUCAGAGCGCGGCCACGGUGACGACCCAGCCACCUUGCCCGGUGCUGUACGAUAUUGCAUGACUCUAAGCGGUUCCUCAGAUAGCGGGCUGGAGCAUAGCGAGCAUUUGCGGGCGCCGGUAUGAGGGCUGUAUGUUUGUAGUUGGGUUCCUGAGCUGUGAGAGGCAACUCUAUCCUCAGUUCUAGUUGACCUCCCACCAUUCGAACCACUUUCCCACGCCCAGGUAUGCACGCACCUUCGCCCCAACUCAGACUUCGGAUAAGGCGUGGACUAGAGUACCUCCUCCAGGACCGGGGCAACCAUGGUUACGCUGGAGACGGCUCCAAAUCAUCUGCUAGAGUGUAGAGUGUGUAGAAUCUACAGGUGAAGAAUUUAAAGUUUAUU